AUGAGUUGCAGCAGCAUUGCAAGUUCAGAGAUUUCUGAGGAAGAGCUUGAGCUUGGCAUGCUGGUGCACGAUGAUGAAGAGGAUAGUUCCAAGCCAUCUUUCCAAGACAUUGAAAGUUCAACAAACAGCCCCAGUGACCCAGAAGAAGGUCAGAACAAGAAGCACAAUCGACCGGUCCGCUCAAAAGCUCGAAGAAUGGCUGCUAAUGUGCGUGAGCGAAAGCGAAUAAUGGACUACAACCAAGCUUUCAAUGCCCUCCGUGUUGCCCUGAAUCAUGAUCUGAGUGGAAAAAGACUAUCUAAGAUAGCCACGCUUCAAAGGGCCAUCAAUCGCAUUUCUGCUCUGUCUGUUUUCCUGAAUUUGAAUCCUCUCAACAAGCCCUGCACUCACUGGGAUUGUCACAGGUCAUCUGUAGGGCCAGCUGUGAUGACAGCAUCUCGACUCGAACAGACUAGAGUUGCUGUACCUCGCCUGGAUCAGCAGAUCUAUGUCCCCUGGCAUGCAUCUAUCUCCCAACAGAUGCAUCAACAUGGGCCCCAUAUGCACCCUUUGUCCACAGACCAACUUGUUUACAUGGAUACCACUGUGUCAUCAUGCAAACCAUCACCACGCUACCCUUGUUAUCCGAAGGAGGGACACUUUUAUGCUUUACAAGGACACUGCAGCAGCCCUGAUGAUCAUUUGCCCAGUAAUCUACGAUACGCUCAGAUGGGUGAGGGGUUCGAGUACAAGACAGGGAUGUGGGGCUCCUGUGCUCAGGGAUACAUUGACAACUUUGUGGAGCCAGCUUCUGCUCUUGAGAUCCCAUGGCAAGUGGAGCACAGCCUUCCUCUGUAUUCUGAUGUAUUGUAG
Messenger RNA from Nematolebias whitei (Rio pearlfish), 852 nucleotides. Its product is annotated as class A basic helix-loop-helix protein 9-like. The transcript has a single exon. The record is from RefSeq and is a predicted model, not a curated record. Lineage: Eukaryota; Metazoa; Chordata; Actinopteri; Cyprinodontiformes; Rivulidae. Gene Ontology annotation, biological process: developmental process; regulation of transcription by RNA polymerase II. The coding region runs from base 1 to 852 and encodes 283 amino acids. Gene Ontology annotation, molecular function: DNA-binding transcription factor activity, RNA polymerase II-specific; protein dimerization activity; RNA polymerase II transcription regulatory region sequence-specific DNA binding.